Orussus abietinus is the source of this 1175-nucleotide messenger RNA. RefSeq names its product retinol dehydrogenase 14. The transcript is spliced from 5 exons. NCBI's taxonomy places the organism in Eukaryota, Metazoa, Arthropoda, Insecta, Hymenoptera, Orussidae. The coding region runs from base 76 to 1074 and encodes 332 amino acids. The record is from RefSeq and is a predicted model, not a curated record.
UACGAGCAUAUCAAGGAAGAGGUACAAGCAUAAGAAUCAUCUACAUGAGAAUCCGAACGUAGCCGAAAGACAAUCAUGAUCCUGAGCAUCAUUUCUUGCCCUACGCUGUGCUUUCUUGCAGCAGGUGUCGCAAUAGGUGGGGCACUUCUUCUGUUGAUAGCACUUCGAUUGUACGUUUAUCUGACAUUGGGAGUCUGCAAAAGCACAGCGAAAAUGAAUGGAAAAACUGUAAUUAUAACUGGAUGUACUUCCGGCAUCGGUAAAGAAACCACCAAGGAUAUGGCUGAAAGAGGAGCCAGGGUGAUUAUGGCGUGUCGAAAUUUGGAAACAGCAAAUCAGUUGAAAGAUGAGCUGGCCAAGUCUACAGGAAAUAAUAACAUCAUCGUCCGUAAAUUGGACUUAUCAUCUCUGCAAUCCGUUCGAGAAUUCGCUCAGCAAAUAAAUCGCGAAGAGAGCAGGUUGGAUGUACUGAUUCAUAAUGCUGGAACAGCGGAAUCCUUCACCAGGAAAGUAACUGCAGACGGUCUAGAAAUGACAAUGGCUACCAACCAUUAUGGGCCUUUCCUCUUGACUCAUCUUUUGAUCGAUUUGCUAAAACGUUCGGCUCCUAGUCGUAUCGUGGUCGUAGCGUCCGAAUUGUAUCGCUUCGCUUCCUUGAAUUUGGAAAAUGUUAACCCCACAACCAAAUUCCCAGCCUAUCUGUACUACGUCUCGAAAUAUGCGAACAUAGUCUUUACGUUGGAAUUGGCACGUCGUUUGGAAGGCACGGGUGUCACUGCUAAUUGCCUGCAUCCUGGAAUGAUCGACAGUGGAAUAUGGAGAAACGUACCUGCUCCUCUGUCCUGGGGCCUGAUGUUAAUCAUAAAAGCUUUCUUCAAGACCCCCGAACAAGGUGCUCAGACUAGUAUUCAUCUUGCCAUCUCGGAAGAACUGUCUGGCGUGUCAGGGAAAUACUUCAUGGACUGUCAAGAACAUGGACUUUCCCAAGCUGUGAAAGAUCCCGCAAAAGGAAAAAAGUUUUGGGAACUCAGCGAAGGUCUGGUGAAAUUGCAGCCUACGGACCCAAAGAUAUAAAGACUAUCUUGACAGGAUAGAAUUUCGCAGAGAUUACUUCUAAAUCAUACUCCUUGUUUUUACUAUCAAUUACUUUUGUUGGAAAUAAAUGGUUUUUAUUU